AUGUCUGAGCGUGAUGAGGAUGAAGUUGAUCGACUGAGUUUGAGCAUUGGUGAUGAGCAUGAGAGCGUGGCGCAAAGUGACGAUGAGCGAAGUGAUGCGGGUGCGGGUGUUGUUGUGUCUGGUCCUGCACCUGUGCGUGGUUCAGCGAAACGGCGUGAUGACAGAGAUCGCGUGACGGCUCCGGUGCUGACGAAAUACGAGAGGGCCCGCAUCCUUGGGACACGUGCAUUGCAGAUUAGUAUGAAUGCUCCUGUGUUAGUUGCAUUGGAGGGUGAGACGGACCCGUUGACUAUUGCGCAGAAAGAGCUCCGUGAAGGUGUCAUUCCGCUCAUUAUUCGGCGUGUGCUUCCAGACAAUACGUACGAGGACUGGCGGAUCUGUGAGUUGGAUGUGGAUUUCGACAGGCCUGUGGACGAGCGCUACACAAACAUCUGA
Trypanosoma brucei brucei TREU927 is the source of this 435-nucleotide messenger RNA. RefSeq names its product DNA-directed RNA polymerase subunit, putative. The transcript has a single exon. Gene Ontology annotation, molecular function: DNA binding; DNA-directed RNA polymerase activity. Lineage: Eukaryota; Euglenozoa; Kinetoplastea; Trypanosomatida; Trypanosomatidae. The coding region runs from base 1 to 435 and encodes 144 amino acids. The record is from RefSeq and is a predicted model, not a curated record. Gene Ontology annotation, cellular component: RNA polymerase III complex; RNA polymerase II, core complex; RNA polymerase I complex. Gene Ontology annotation, biological process: DNA-templated transcription.